Messenger RNA from Anoplophora glabripennis (Asian longhorned beetle), 1166 nucleotides. Its product is annotated as probable RNA methyltransferase CG11342. Gene Ontology annotation, biological process: negative regulation of pre-miRNA processing; miRNA metabolic process. Gene Ontology annotation, cellular component: cytoplasm. The coding region runs from base 54 to 761 and encodes 235 amino acids. The record is from RefSeq and is a predicted model, not a curated record. NCBI's taxonomy places the organism in Eukaryota, Metazoa, Arthropoda, Insecta, Coleoptera, Cerambycidae. Gene Ontology annotation, molecular function: O-methyltransferase activity; RNA methyltransferase activity. The transcript has 2 exons.
GCUUGAUGAUAACCUAAAAUAAAAAGUACUUAAUUUAACAUUUUCUUAAAAAUAUGGGAGAGAACGAAAAUUUACAAUUUAAAGGCGGUAAUCCAGGCGCUGUUCAGUUUGGAAAUUUCAUAAAUUAUUAUCAGUUCCAUCCUCCAGAAGAAAGAAUAAAUCUGUUACCAAAGAACGUAUGGAAAGGUGACCAGCCUUGUAUAGCACUGGACGUCGGAUGUAACGCAGGAAAUUUAACCGCUGCGCUGUACGAUUUCAUAAGCAGCAACAUAACAAAGGAUUGCAGUAUUUUAGGAAUCGACAUUGACCCAGUUUUGAUAAGGCGUGCUGAAGACACAAACAAUAGUGAUAAACUGACAUAUAAAUGUUUAGACUUUAUGGACGAAAACAGUCGAACGGAGAUUAUAACAAGUUAUCUGAAAUCCAAAGGAGUGGAUAAAUUUAAUAUCGUGUUUUGUUUUUCUACCACGAUGUGGAUACAUUUAAAUAACGGUGAUGUGGGGUUAAGAAAAUUUUUGAAAGAAGUAUCUAAUAUUUGUGAAUUGUUGGUAAUAGAGCCACAACCAUGGAAGUGUUACAAAACUGCAGUGAAAAGAAUGAAGCAAAAUAAUUUCACCUUUCCUUUGUUUUGCGAGUUAAGAAUUAGGAAAAAUGUAGAGGAUGAAAUUGAACAAUAUUUGACGCUUGAGUGUGGUUUGUCUAAAGUUGCCGAAAGCAAUAGGACUAAGUGGGAUAGAAAGUUAUUAAUUUUCCAAAGAUAACGACAAUUAGAAAGAAAUAUAAGUAAGGUCACUGCUCACGCUUUUGACUGUUUAGUAAAUUUUUUUAAACUUUCACAACUUCAUCAGUAAUUAUUUUCAUUAAAUAUAAAAAUAAUUUUGUAUUUAAAUAAAAAAAAUAAUUGGCAACUAAUUUUUACCUGUUUUCAAUUAACUGCUGUUUGACUUCUACCAUAAAUAAUAUUACCGUUUUCGACCACUCCUAAUAUUGCAUAAUUUUAAUUGACAACAGUUGCUCACACCUGAAUUAAACGUUGAAAAUACAAUCGCAAAACUAGCAACACAGUAAAACUUCAAGAAUAUCUUUGAAAUACAGAAUAAAUGUCAUUUUUUUAAUUUUUCCCGUCAUCAAUAAUUUGGUUAGUUUUUAAAGGGCAUUUUACCUAC